This is a messenger RNA of Phalacrocorax carbo (great cormorant), 2613 nucleotides long. NCBI's taxonomy places the organism in Eukaryota, Metazoa, Chordata, Aves, Suliformes, Phalacrocoracidae. The record is from RefSeq and is a predicted model, not a curated record.
GGGCGCGCGCCCGCGGGGAGCCGGCCCCGCUGGUGAGACGAGGGCGGAAGUGCGCGGCGGGGGCGCGCGGGCGGCGGCACCCCAAUGAGCGCGCGGGGGGCGGCGGCGGCGGCGGUUAAAGCAGAGCCGGGCGCCGGGUUGGAGCCGCAGCGCGGAGUCGGGUCUUAGUCUCCAGAUCUGAUUGGUUGCCUGGCACGUCAUCUGUGGCAAGCAGGACAAUGGCUGCCAGCAAGAGCAAGAACCAGAGUUCCUUGGCCCUCCAUAAAGUAAUUAUGGUUGGCAGUGGAGGUGUGGGCAAAUCUGCACUCACUCUUCAGUUUAUGUAUGAUGAGUUUGUAGAAGACUAUGAACCUACCAAGGCUGACAGCUACAGAAAAAAAGUAGUGUUGGAUGGUGAAGAAGUUCAGAUAGACAUUCUGGACACAGCAGGACAGGAGGAUUAUGCAGCUAUCAGAGAUAACUAUUUCCGCAGUGGGGAAGGGUUUCUUCUAGUCUUCUCAAUAACAGAGCAUGAAUCCUUUACAGCAACAGCAGAGUUUCGGGAGCAGAUCCUGCGUGUGAAGGCUGAAGAGGAUAAAAUCCCUUUACUGGUAGUGGGAAACAAAUCUGACUUGGAAGAGCGCAGACAAGUGCCUGUAGAAGAGGCUAGAAGUAAGGCAGAGGAGUGGGGUGUGCAGUACGUAGAAACCUCUGCCAAAACUAGAGCGAAUGUAGAUAAGGUAUUCUUUGAUUUAAUGAGAGAAAUCAGAGCAAAGAAAAUGUCAGAAAACAAAGACAAGAAUGGCAAGAAAAGUGGCAAGAACAAGAAAAGCUUUAAAGAAAGAUGCUGCUUACUGUGAUGCUUGAACUGUAAAUAUCUCUCUACAGGGGGCAUGGAUAAGAUACCACUAAGGAUAUAGGGCUGGAUUCAUGAAAGGAAGUCUGUAUUGACUCCCUUAUCUUUUGCUUUGCAUAUCACACCUUCAAAAUGUGAAAACAGAACUCUGAAACCAUUUCUGGUAUCCAACAAAACCUACGCCUACUUAAACGGGCUCUGCCUUCCCAGUUUCUUUCAAAACUAGAAACAGUUUCAGAACUACAAUCCUGCUUGGUUACACAAAGUACUUUCAUAUUAACUUCCUAGUGUACUCCAAUGUUUCUCUUGAACCUCUACUGGCCUUAACAAGCAUAGCUGUUCAGGUUCAAACAUUUUUUUCCACUGUUACUGCCCUCCUUGAUGUUGCAAACUGCAGAAAGGUAGAUGACAUCUGGCAAAGGGUUUGAGUCUCCAUCUUCUGUUAGUUGUCACUGAUAUUUCUUACAAUGAAAUAUGCUGGCUUUCUCCCCACUCUCCAUGUAAGAAAUAGCAACUGACACUUGAGAGUCAAUUCAAAAACUUUCUUCCAUAUUCUGUUUAGUCAAUACAGCAUUCAUGAAUCAAGCCUGUGGACUCAAUUCAAACUUAUUUAGGCAAUGCAAAAAUUUAUAUUUAAAUACUGGCUAGAUGCAUUCCCCACUGGUCUGUCUUCUCAUCCUUAAAUUAGUGGUAUGGGGGUGAGAAAAUGACUGUAAGCCUUUCUUCAAAAGGAAUAGUAGUAUUGACAUAUCCUUGAAAGGCUGUCCUGAGUUUCUUCCAUGUAUUGUGGUUAGACUCAAUUACACUCACUCUACAUCCAUCAUCCUUCCCCUCCCUGGUACUGGAAUAGUGAAAAUCAAAGUGUUGACUUCAUCAGUUUUGUUUAUAUUGGAACACUUGUGAUCACGUUGGAAAAGUGGGAACGUCUGUAUCUCUUGUCUUGCUAAAGAUGAGAACUUUGAGUAAGGAUGGGUCACAUCGCACAAUCAUGACUUGGUAUAGGUGAGGCAUACAUGCUACCUCUCAAUGAUUAGCUGGCUAGUGAGUUGUAUGGUGUCAAAAAGCAAACAAAAUUAAGCAGUUGCCAUGUCUGUUAGUCACUGCUAAUUUUAUAUGUACUGUUUCUGAUGCACAGCAACCUAGCACAUGGAGAUGCAUGUUGAGUUUUCCUGUCAGUUAUGCAAUGGUAGGCACAUUGAUCAACAAAAAACAGCCUAGAAAUGAAAGAAAAGUCAGUAUUUAGCAAGUCCUCUUGUCAGCCUACUGAACUGAGCUUUCUGAUGCGGUUUAAGUGCAGUUGCCAAAAAAUACUUCUGUCACUGUUGUGGAAAGUAACUCUUCUGAUUGUGGAGUCUCUUAAUGAAUUAUGGCUAUCUUCUAUUUUGAAGGAGUAGAGACACUUAGUGACUGUAUCUUGCUUGUGAGCUGGAUGCUUAAAACUUGGUGAAAGGAAUAGGCUAUGUGGCUGUUCAGUGAAGCACGCUGCAGCACUAAGUUAACAUAGUGUUUCUUUUUGAGGUGAAGGAGUAGGGAAUACUGUUCAGUACUUAAUAUUGUGAUUUGAGGUUGAAAAACAUUUUUUAACAUGUACUAGAUUGCUCUUGUGCAUUCCACUUCUGAACUUUGAAAAAAAGAUGUGUUAGAUAUUAAAACCUCUGUUGGUCUGAGGUUUCACAGGGACUUAUUGCAAACUCAUUGUCUUCCAUAACUAGUUCAACUUGUCAGGCAACUCAUUGGAUUGGGGAAACUGUACUAAAUAAAAGGUGCUGUAAUCUUCA